AUGUCAUCAUACGUGAUCAAUGGAGCCUCGACCGGCAUUGGGUUCGAGUUUCUACGACAGCUCUCGCUCAACCCAGCCAAUACCGUUAUCGGACUAGAAGCAAGCGAAGACACGGCGAGAAUAACUGGCGGAAAGCUCGACUACCUCAUUGCCAACGGAGCUUACCUUCACGAGGAGUCCGGUCUCGUUAAUUUUGGACAGUUGGGAGAGAAGCCUGCCGCCCUGGAAAAAGAGCUCCUCGCAGGUUGCAAAACUAAUAUCAUUGGCAACAUUCAUCUCUUCAACCUCUUCCUGCCACUACUCCUGAAAGGCGCGCAGAAGAAGGUCGUCUUCAUCUCUUCGGGGCAUGCCGACCUUGACCUUAUCUCUAAAUACGAGAUUGAUAUAACUGGACCUUACGCCCUUGGAAAGGCCGCCACGAAUGUCGUUGUGGCGAAGUUCCAUGCUGAGCAUGCCAAGAAUGGAGUCCUUUUCAUGAGCAUCAGCCCAGGAGUGGUUGAUACUGGGCAUUUUGACCCUUCCGGACUGACGGGGGAAGAGCAGCAGAGUUUUGCGGCAAUUUCAGCCAAGUUCCAACAAUAUGCACCACACUUCAAGGGUCCGAUCACCGCAGAGGAAUCCGUCAAGAAGGUCAUCUCGGUCUUUGAGAAGGCGAGCCUUGCGAAUGGAGAUGGAGGUUCCUUCGUCUCUCACCUCGGAACCAAGCAAUGGCUUUGA
Messenger RNA from Diaporthe citri, 717 nucleotides. RefSeq lists its product as uncharacterized. The transcript is spliced from 5 exons. Gene Ontology annotation, molecular function: oxidoreductase activity, acting on the CH-OH group of donors, NAD or NADP as acceptor. The record is from RefSeq and is a predicted model, not a curated record. NCBI's taxonomy places the organism in Eukaryota, Fungi, Ascomycota, Sordariomycetes, Diaporthales, Diaporthaceae. The coding region runs from base 1 to 717 and encodes 238 amino acids.